Messenger RNA from Porites lobata, 13014 nucleotides. The record is from the annotation of a GenBank genome assembly. Lineage: Eukaryota; Metazoa; Cnidaria; Anthozoa; Scleractinia; Poritidae.
AUGUCUCAGUUUGAGUUUGAAGCGGGAGUGAACGAUUGUCUGAAGAAGCUUGAAGGUCCGUUGUCUGGAGGACCUAUUCCACGUUGGCAAAGAAAGGAACGAGACGGGAAUCUAGCAUGCUCUGGAAAACCUUUUUCACCUCUUCAAGCAACUUCCCGAAGCCGACUCACAUUAAAUUUGUCGUCACAAACCUAUACUCCCGGCGGCAAGAAGGCGAAAACCCCUUCCAAGUCGCCAAAGAAAACUCCGCUAAAGUCUCCAAAGAAGUUUGGACUUUCUCCUCGCGGGGACCGGUUUAUCCCAGCUAGACCGCUUGUAGACUGUGAGUGGAGUCAUUUUCAGAUAAUGCAGGGAAGUGAAGCAGCUGAUUCUGUUUAUGAUAUGGAACUGGAAGGAAACGAUGAAUACCAGGCAACCAUGGCCGAACAUUUGGGAACAAAUUCUACCUGCAAGAUUCUCCGCUUCAAGUCUGGUGCUCCAAUGACCAAAGAAGGUUGUAUAUAUAUGUUGUUAUGUUAAGAUAAUACAGCUAUUAAUUUAUGACACAGAUUCAUCACAUGUAGCAAUCAGUUUGUGUAUUCCAAAUGAUCCAUCUUUAAUGAUGUUAAUAAACUAAAAGUCUGCAAUAUUAUUGAGUCCCACCAGAUAACCAGAAUUCCACUCUAUUCUCUAGAAAAAAGUCUUAAUCAUCUUUUUGUUUUGUUUUUGUUUUUUAUUUUUUGCAUAGGGCACCAGAAUAAACUGAGAGUUUUGUAUUGUCAGGCCAAACCCGCAGCACCUAAAGUAAAAUCCUCAAGGCAUAUUCCACAAGCAGAGGAUAGAAUUUUAGAUGCUCCCGACCUGUUGGAUGAUUAUUGUAAGCUAGAGAGAUACGUAUAAAUGAAGGCUCUGAGCAAACUUUUCUUCUUUUCCAUUGCUUCUAACAAUACUCUGUACAGUAAAUUCCUUAAUGAACAAGCUAUUUUGUGCAGUUUGAGAAAUUAUGAUAGGCCUUUUGAUUUAUUUCCUGAGCCAGGUGUCUUUAAUUUGUGAUCCAAAGGUGAAGUCUAGCUUCAUACUAUAGAAUUUACCUUGUUGGGAAUGUGAACUGAUGUAAGUAAUAAGAGUAGGAAAUCAUGUUUUAGCCACGUGCGUGUUUUCAACUGGAUAAAGAAAACCACUGGUUUACUAAGGAAAGGGAGCUUAAUUGCAAAAGAUGUGAUCAGACUAUUUUUUGAAGUAUGCAGGGACAAAAAGAAAAGAGUAAUACAUAAGAUUUGACAUUUCCCAUUGUGUUGUCAAGGUACCAAUUAUAUGCGUAAUUUUUUACUUUGAUAAGACGGGAUAAGAAUGAUUUAUUUAAUAUCUUCGGAAGAAAUUGUCCCAUGUGCAAUUAGCAUUCAUGUAGAAUUGACAGUUAAAUGUAUUCAUUUCAGAUCUGAACUUGUUAGAUUGGGGAUCACUGAAUCAGUUGGCCCUUGCUUUGGCUGGUGCAGUGUACAUUUGGAACCCCAGUAAUGGUGAAACUUGUCACUUGAUGCAGUUGGAGGGUGAAGACUAUGUGUCCAGUGUAAGAUGGAUUGGGCAAGGAAGUAUCUUGGCUGUUGGUAAUAGCAACUGUCAGGUCCAGGUAAUAAGAGAACAUUCCUCUUGAUAGCAGAGUUCUCGGUCCGUACUGUAAAUUAGGGACCAAGUUUUAUUCCAUCAAUUUAUGGCCCAAGCAUGAAGUGCAUGGGCCAUAAAUCAAUACAAAAAAAAGAGGAUACUAAAUUUACAAUAUGGAUCGAGAAAACAAGGCUAAUAAAAUGUUUGUUACAUGGCCUACUGUUUGGGGGAACCAAAAACAAGUGCAGGACACAUGAUUUCGUAGGUGUCAAUAAAGGAAGUUUUUGUUGGCUCAUGAAAAAACAAUAGUGCAUAACAAAGGCUCUCCUAGAAAGUGAAAACAUACGUGCCUUGUUGAAAAAGUUUAUUUGGUCAAAACUAAGAGCACUGUAAGUUGGUCUUUGUAAAAAAUACUGCAAAUGGCAAAGAAGCUUGUCAAGGUAAGUUUGUUGUGUCAUUGUCGAAGGAUUUGCUCAUUAAUUUUCUUUGGUCAAACGUCUCAAAUCCCUGCCAGUCCAUUCUUGUCUGUUUAAUUGUGAACUGUGUCAAAACUUUCAAACUAUGACUUGAAUCCUCUUCCUCACAGGGCUGUCAUUAAGAGGCCGGUGCCAUGGAUUUCUUCAGGCUACAAUGAGUGUGGCCCCUGGCUACUUUCAUAGAAAAAUAGAGGAAAAAUAGAACCAAAGGAAAUCCCUAGCUGUUUUUUCCCUGCCUAUUUGUUGUAUUUACCUGUAACAUGAAAUCUUAGUGACAUUAUUCCAGUCCUCAGUAAUGUUACAAUUCCAGGGUUUGCACAGUCUUGAAAAGUCCUUGAAUUUUAGGGGAAGUCCUUGAAUUCCAUUUUCCUUGAAAAGUCCUUAAAUUUCCAUGUAAGUCCUUGAAAAUUUCUUGAAUUUUCUUGUUCUUUGAAUGUAGUGGCCUGGAAAGUGUUUUUUAAUGAUUUUGGUUGUCCAAGACAGGAUAUGAAUCAUAGCUCAGAGAAUUUAAAGGUUAUUUGUACAAAGUGCUCAAUGUUUUAUGUAGUAAUUAACUAUCAAUUCAAGGCAAGUGAACUGAAAAAUGUAGAGAAGUUGGUAAGCAUACAGUUCAAGCCUUAAAGUUUCAGAAUUUUUGUCUGUUUUUGUAGAAUCUGUGAAAUUAUAUUCUGUAGGUGGACCAAAAGUCCUUGAAAAAUAUUGACCAAUCAUCAACUUUGUCGAGAAAACACAGACUUAGCCAUCCAAAAGGUUUAAUUUUAAACAACCAUUUAGUUUUAGAAUUUUUGUGUGUAAGUAAGUUACUGUAUGGACCACAUAUUGACCAAUCGCAGGUCGAGAACAGACUUAGCCAUAAAAUAAUUUGGUUUAUUACAUUCCCAGGGGGGGGGGGUACUCCCUUACAAGAGGCUAAUAGGGAUGUGCCGCUGGAUGGGGUCGCAUUUUCACGACUGGACUGACUAUAAUGGGGUUGCAUUUUCAAUAGAUUUACUAGAAUGGGGUCGCAAAUUUUUGGCAAGUUAAUAACAGAAUUCACUAGCCCGAUUCCACCAGCCCCGGGCCAUCGAACACUACUUUCUUUGCACGCUAAGGGUUACAUCUUUCAUGGUCUGAAAAACUAUUAUUUUUUGACAAACAUAACAUUGCAGUUGUGGGAUGUAGCACAGUCAAAGUGUAUUCGUGUAAUGGAGGGUCAUGUUGCUAGAGUCGGAUCACUUGCCUGGAAUUCUUUCAUUCUCUCAAGGUAAACAAAUAAUAAAUUUGCAUAAUUAUUUGCCAAACUUUGUGAUGCACCUUGAACUAUACUGGGAAGGAGGGGUUAGGGUUAAGCAGAGCCUGCCCUUAUAAGCCAUUGUAGAGAGUUCCCCACCCCAGGCCUUAUACAACUCAUCCUGUACAGUCAGUUUUUUGCAGAUGACAUGUGAAGGUCACUUAGUGUGAUUAAGAAUUGAGUCACUUUUUUUGUUUCCUCAGCAGGGAACAACUUAUUUUUUCACAUACUUUAAUACAGUAUGGAAGCCUGCCAUGCAACCACCUAGUCAAUAAAACCAUUUAUUACCAACACUCAAACUUCUGAUGUUGGCCCAAAGUUUAAGUUGGUGUCAUUUCUUAUUUUCAUGAACACAAACAAUACAAUCAUUACUUUUUUUUAAUUUAAAAGUACAUAUUAAAGUGUUUUCAGAGUGAGUAAAUUGGGGUAGCUCAAGUUGGAGAAGGAUGCUUUUAAAUCUCAAUUGCUACUAAUAUGAGCUUUUUUAACUCUUUAGACUAGAUAUACAAUUUGUAAUAUGAGCCACAACAAUUAUUGUAAGCAAGUAUCAGUACAGAUAUGCAAUUUUAUAUUACUUGUACCCUGUACAUGCAAAAUGUAAUGUAUGGAUAAAAUUGGUACAUUGUGUAUUCUGGGCCUAGUUGUGUUCACUGGUUAAUGUGGUUCCUUCUUAGUGGUUCAAGGAGUGGUGCCAUCCAUCAUCACGAUGUUCGAGUAGCAUCUCAUCAUGUGGGUUCAUUGCUGGGUCACAAUCAGGAAGUAUGUGGUCUUGAGUGGUCUCCAGAUGGUAAACUGUUGGCUAGUGGUGGCAAUGAUAAUGUACUGAAUAUUUGGGCUCAUGGCGGGGUAGCCGAGCUGGAUACCAAUCCACUACACGUACUCACACAUCAUCAAGCUGCCGUCAAGGUUUGUGUCAGUAGCCAUCGUCACAAAAACUUUGCAAACCUUUGUAUCAGAGAUUAAGUAAUGAUCCGGAUAAGGUGGAUAGCAAUUUCUUUUGUUAUGCGGCAACGGUGCUUUCCCCGCAUGGGAAUGUUCUCAUCUUUACACAGAGAAUGCAUAAACCUACAUGAAGGCCAUUUACGCAACAAAAUGCACUUACACUCCACUUUGAAAGGGUGGUUUUUUUUGUGUUAAAAGAUUUUGACCAAUCACAAGAGUUGAAAACAAUCGCCAAGAAAAGUUUACAAUUUUACAUGUUCCCCACCUAGGUUUUCUUUGUUAUUCAAACUGAGACCAGAUUUUGUUAAAUGGAAGAUGUUUGGAAAGUAAGGAUGAAUAUAUGUACCGCUUUAUGAAGUUUUGUUAACUUUUGCUGUUUAAGCCAAGCAGAAGUAUAAUACAGACAAUAGAAAAGUUAGCACCUUUUUUGCAUUCCAACAUGUUCAUUGCCAUUGUUGCUAUCGUUCUUAUCUGGACCGUUUCUUAAAAGAAAGGUUUGGUAUGGUGGUUUAUUACUGUGAUUUGGCUCAGUCCUUAAUCAGCCCACAGUGUAUAAUAUUAUUAUUACAUCAAUAAAAGUUCACAAUCCUCUAUUUUAAUUAAGGCUGUUCUCUGUACUCUGAGAUGUGUUGUUUUCUUCCAAAGCCUGUUUAGAAUCUUAUUCAAACAUGCAAGUGUCAAAAAUGAAAAUGUGGUACAAUCUCCAAAUAUUUAACAUUUAUUGAAUGAGGCUGAGUAUCUGAAGAAUUGUGGAGAUCUUGGGGAGUGUUAUCCGCCUCGGCCGUAUAAUUCUUCAGAUGAUAUGAAAGCCAAAUUCAAUAAUUUAUAGUUUUAUUAUUCAUUCAAAAUCAUUCCUAGUUUAAAAACAAGUUAAAACAUGCUUACCUCCAUGGAUGUUAAGUUCAUCUUUGAUAGUGCAUGUUUAUCAGAGAUAAAGGAUUGUUCAGUUUUGCAAAUAUUCUCCAAAUAGCAGAUGUCGUCCGCCCGGGGGGAGACUCCAUAUGAAACAGACGGGGAUGCUCGUCAGAAAUUUUGAAUUUAACCCCUAAAGGAGACCAUCUGGGCGUGGCUCAGCUUUUGUGACCCCUAAAGGAGACCAAUCUGGGCGUGGCUUAAGCACAUUUUUGACCCCUAAAAGAGACCGCUUAAAAAACACACAAAUAUGACAUGCAAUGAGUUUUAGUGAUAUAAAGACAUAAUCAUCGAAUGCUUUUAUCGAAAAGUAGUUUUUAAAAGCAUUGUCAUAAAUCAAGUUCUUCAGCUCCCUAAACGAGACCUUGGCGGCUUAAAAUAUUGGCGCUUUGCCCGAACAUCCCGUCUGUUUCAUAUGGGAGUCCCCCGGUUCUCCAGUUCUCUUUUUACUCUUCUUGCUGUGUUUUUAGCCAAAAGUUCACCUAUUUUUUCCUCAUGAAACAAGUGAAACGUUCCACCAUUUUGUAUCACUACCAAAACAACUUAAACUCGAUCGUCCCCAGGUUUUCUUGGGUAACAGUACAAUAAUCUGGCAAUUUUGCUGCGUGGUUGACAUCAUCAGUUCACAUAUCACAAAAUUCUUCUGACAAAUUUGGUUGAGAGUAGCGGGUUAUGAUGAAUUAUGUGUGGGAUUUUAGAAAUGGAGAAAUAUUUUGAAUGUCUGAGUAACAAUAUUUCUAUUGUGAAGCUGAUUUUGAUCUUUUCCCUGAAAGGGGUACUCUUCCCUUGCUCGAGCAAUACCUUAACUCGAAUUAGAUGCAACCAAUGGAAGGAAACUAAGAAAAAUUAUUUCAGCAAUUUGUUCAGGACUUAGGAGCCAUCGACAUAUUCACUUUUUUCCCACAUACCGUCAACUGGGUGUUUGGGUCAGACCCCCCUCUCCCCCUCCUUAACGUCUACUUAAAAUUUUGCUGCCACAAAAGUCACUGCAUUCCAGACGGAAUACUGACAUACAUUUUGAUGGUCCUGCUUUCUAUUAAAUUAUGUCGGAAGCACCGUUCCACACAUAACAUAAAAUUUAUGAAAAUGGACCAGUUUACUUUUGUCCAAAAAUGCCCUGCACUAACGUUCACUGCCUUACCCCCUCCCCCCCCUAAACAUACAGUUGACCUUAAGGGGAGGGGGGAACUAAAUAUGUUGACAGCCUCUUACUAACCCAACUAGAAUAAAGUUGGCUUUACUUUUUUAAGUGCAAUCCUUUCCUGUGGUAUUUUCCUUAAUGGUGAAAUACAAUACUGUAAAUGGUUUCUUUUUGUCUGUAUAACAAAAAUAACAUUACACGGCGGCUGAAGAUGUGAAUUUUAUUUUCUCGUGGCAAAAACAAUAUUUAACUCACUCGCUGCGCUCGUUCGUAAAAUUUGUGACACUUAUGUAUUGGGUUGUUGCCAAAACAUCUUUGUCAUGACCACAGAGUUUGGGGCUAUACUCAAGAUCGGGAGGCUCUUUCCUGAAGCACAACCUCUUACCCUCCUUAUAUACCUAUCAACUAUACCUGUAUCUUUCACUGAAAAAUACCGAUUUCACUUGCACACUUUACGUCCUUUUAAAUAUAUAAAUGACAAAUUUCGAAGGCCUACCCUUUUAACUUACCCGCCAAAUCCUUAAAAAAGUAUCCCUUGCAGGCUGACCUUCCCUGUGUAGGCCAUGAUAGAAAGUAGUUCUCCCCAGGUCUUGACUGUAUCCCUUUAAGGCAGUUGUAUCUGUGUUAUUUAGAAAUGGUAUGCUUCAAUCUGAAAUUCCUACGGUAUGACAGGACUAUUACCGGUCAUCCUCGGAGACCCAGGGGCAGAUAGUGAGGGCGAGGUAAAAUCUAAACGGGCGGAAAAAUAUGGCACAAAGAAAAGUAAAGAACGGCGAGAAGAGCCCCUGGGGACAAUAUCUUACCAGACCAGUUCCAAACGGUCGCCGCCGUUCUGGCUUCUGAUUGGUGCCAGAAAACUUUUGUGUUUAUCUGCCCAGUCAAAAGGCAGAACGGCGGCGACCGUUUGGAACUGGUCUAGUAAGACAUUGUCCCCAAGGGCUCUUCUCGCCGUUCUUUACUUUUCUUCGUGCCAUAUUUUUCCGCCCGGUUAGACUUUCCCUCGCCCCCACUAUCUGCCCCUGGGUCUUCGGGGAUGAUUGCCGGUAUAACUGGUGUACUUUUUUAUGUAGGCUUUGGCUUGGUGUCCAUGGCAACCAAAUGUUCUUGCAAGUGGCGGUGGUACUGCUGAUCGUCAUAUUAAGUUUUGGAAUGCAAACACGGGAUCAUGUCUCAACAGUGUGGACACUAACAGCCAGGUGAGUAGCCAUCAUGGAACUAGCCUUUGUACGGAAUUGUUAAGGUACAUGGCGAACACCUUUGGCUCAUCAACGGUGCAUUUUUGUUUGAGCAUGUGCACCACUCUAGUCAACUGCGACCAUAGGUAGGACGUGAGCGAGAUGUUCGAUCAGUGUUCGAUCUGCAUCUGACUGAUUAUCAUUUGUUUGCGUAACUAUGUCUCUAUUUGGCCGUCUUGAGGACUCGCCUUCUUUGAUGUGCCCCGGCCGUUCUCAAAACUCUCGAAGACAUUUGGUCCCGAAAAAGUGCAUGACGUUCAUUAGCAGAAAUACGAUUUUAAAGAAAUUUCUAAUUGAAGAACUGGAAAACUUUAAUAGAUCGAGAAGUGCGUUGCGGCGUACUUUGCACAAAACUCUUGAGGAUUUUUGAAAAUUCACAAGGCCUAAACGGGCUGUGUUGUUUAACAGGGUAUGGUUUUCAGGGUCUGGGGCCCGUUUCCCGAGAGCCCUGGAAACUGUUGAAUGGAAGCACAGUUCCUAGCCUACAAGCCAGUCAGUUUUGCUCCAUUAACUGAUAGUUUCAUUGUAUUAUUUUCAAAAUUAUCGAAACUUUGAUCUUGGAUGAAAACACAACAAACACAAAACAGUUUUGAACAAUCAAUAGUCCUCGAGCAAAUAUGUUUCCAGUGGGGGAGGCCAAGUUUGGGUAAGUGACGCAUAGGUCACUGGAAGGGCUACCCCAGGACACCCGGGGUGGAUUUGAUUUGUACAGUGCCCAGGUCUCAUUUGCUUUAGCCUCCCACGCAGGCGUUUUUAGGGGAGGGAUCAAAAACGAGCUCCCCUAAAAACGCCUGCGUGGGAGGCUACAUUUGCCUGGCUGCGCGUUGGUUUCGGCUACUUUGGACUAUAUCUUUCGAGUUUGCCAAAGUCUGCUGGAUUCGUUUCUCUAGCUGGGAAAGCUUCAUUAGUUUCCACAUUUGGGGCUGUUCGAAUUUCAUGGAAAAAGUUGUGUUGGAAAGGGAGCGAUUUCGACUGAGACUUCAUCUCGUGCCUUUUAUUGUAUGGAGGGUGAAUGUGAGCAAAUUGUCAUGAAACUUCGUUUGAGGUUUAAGAACAGCUACAACAACUAACUGCAGAGUAGGUUUCACUGACUUUUAUUCCGUAUUUCUUACAAAUUUUAAGAUCGUAUUUUGAUCCCAUACAAACACUAUAAUUGUACUGGAACCGUACGAACCUGGGUUACUUGUGUCCUGACCAUACAACUCGCUGCACAAAAUGCUGGUCAAAUUUAACCAUAAAACGCUACGCUAACACAUCUGUGAAAGUUAACGCACAAAUAGAGGAAGUGUGCCUACGGACGAUCUCCUCUCUGAAAGGAUAUUCUUACCCAAAGUUUUAUUGCAAGAAUGAACUGAGUAGUCAGAAACCUACGGCGAAUACAGUUAGCACUACAAGAAAAACAACUUAAUGCUGAGUGCGCAGUGAGAUUAGGUCUAAAGGACUUCUAUUUAUCAAAUUUACUUGGUAUUUGUCUCUCUCUUUUCGAAACUAAAGCUUAACAAAGUAAAAUAUAGCACCUACGAAAAAAUCUCAAGUUUUUAGCGUCGCAGGUUCCCGUUUUGAGGAAAAAUAAACUUACCAACUCCAGUACUUCUAACCAUCCAUUUUCAGCUGCAAUGAAAACCCUUAGAGUUGGUAAUUUAUUUAGGAUUUUUAGACUUGCGUGUAUCACAUUGUCACGGGAAGUUUGCCACGUAGGGAUAUAGAUGAAGACUAAGACCCUGUUUACAUGGAGUGGGGGACCCCGGUCUAGUGGGGUAGGUUUCUUUUGUUUUGUGUUCUCCAGAGCGUGAAAACAAAAGAAACCAACCCCACUAGACCGGGGUCCCCCACUCCAUGUAAACAGGCCCUUAAUACGCGAAUGUGAUGAGUCACGCCUGAAUAAAUUACCAAGUACAAGGAUUUUCAUUGCAGCUGAAAAUGAUAACUUUCCGGAUGCUAACAACAGGUAGUGAGAUUUCCGGAGAUGCCUUUCUUCGAAAAGGCCACUGCAGUCAAGGAACAUGAGCACUUGAUAUAUUCUAUUAAUUUUAGGGGCCAUACUGUUGAGUUUUAACGAAGAGAAGUUUGUAAAACAGCAAAAGUGUUCUAUGUGCAACAAGCAAUAUUCCCACCACUAAAAAGGAUCAGAUUACACGAGGAGAUAAGGAAAGCUUGACACGAAGAAUACAGUCGCUUCUGUUGGAAAAUCUCAGGUGUUAGGGAAAAAAUCUAACCAGCAAACAAAAAAAAGAGAACAAAAACGAAUUACAAGCCUAAAGCGAACGACAAAGGAAAAGAAAACAACGCCAUUUUUUUCGAAACCUGGCCGAGUUCAGUAAUGUGAAACCGAACCGACAGUAGAUUUGUAGGUGGACUUAAAAAAUUAUAUUCCCGAUCGCUUCCACUGCAAAGCUGAUUUUAUUCUUUCAAGACACUUCACACUUUUACAUAGCAGGUUUGUAAAGCCACCAGACUGAAUCUGAGAACUGACUCUCCUCCGGAACCUCAUAAAAUGUUACAUGCAUAACACCUUUUCAAGAAAAUAAUCCUUGCGACAGAAAGGGACCAAGAAACGGUCAAAUGGGGAAAAAAAGGAAUGUUAUUCCUAAGCAAAAUACGCAUGAUUUGCUCGUUGGCACUCUAUCGAUAGGUAUACCUAGUUCAGUUUCCUGGAAUAAAGCUUUGGGUAAGAAUACCCUUUCAGAAGUCCGUGGGCACUCCUCCUCUAUUUGGGCAUGUUUUUAGCGUCUUUCCCUAGUCUCGCUCUCCGUUUUCAGCUUCUCUCCAGACCUUUUGUUUUACUGAUCUGGCGUACUUGAAUACGCAAAAAUACGGACUGUUUUGUGGUCUAAUAGACCAUUUUCGAUACUUUAGAGUGAUUUUGAUUGAACCGUGAAAUAGGUAGUAAAAUACUGCAUACUAUUAUGCACUAAUUCUAAACUAUUGUCUUCUUUUGUUUACCUCUCGCUGCUUUGCACUAUUUUUUAGUAUCUGUUUCACGGUUCAAGAAAACUAACUCUAAGGCCCUGUCCACACUUAUCCGUUUUGAUUUGAAAACGCAACUUUUUGUUUACGGAUACGGCUUCCGUCCACACGUAUCCGAUGAAAACGAUCAAUCAAAACGGAACUUUUCGAAAACGCUCUCCAUAGUGGAACUUUUUGGAAACGCUGUUUUCGCGUGUACGUGGGCAUGCGAAAACGGAACUUUUCGCUGAGGUCACAUUAUCAGUUCCAAUCCACUCCGCGCAAUAUUAGCAUGCGCAGUCGGGUAAGUCAUCGUUUUCAAAUCGAUUCAUCGCAUACGUGUGGACGGGCGAAAACGCUACGAGUGGACGCGAAUUUUUUUGAAGACGGAGAAAACAAGUUUCGUUUUCAAACGAAUACGGAUACGUGUGGAUCGGGCCUAAAAUUCAUACUUGGCUCCGAGGCUUGCGGGAAUAAUAAAAGAAAUGCAUUAUUCAUUAUUGAGCCUCAAGAUGAUUUGUUUUGUUUUAUUCCCCCAAGCCUCGCAGCCAAGUAUGAAUUUUAAUAUAUCGGAAUUGGUCUAUUAUGGAAGAGCACUGAUGCGUCCUGACUGCAUCUCUCCCACACUUAGAUUAUACCGUUUUCUUUUUCGUCAUAAAAUUAACUAGAAUGUUUGGCAGCAGAUUGAUUUCCAGGUGUUUAUCUGCUUGAGAAUACUUCAUGGAAAGUGCUGGCGUACGGUAUUUACGCACGAGUUGUUGACAUAUCAGAAAUCGAACGAGUGAGCGCAGCGAACGAUUAAAAUUUCUGAUACAAAAACAACGAGUGCGUAAAUACCGUACAAAGCACUUUUCAUGUGGUAUUGUGUUUAUCAUAAACAUACUGAGACAUUCGUCAUUUUGGCGGCCUUUUUAUUUUAAAUCUUUCAAAAAUGUUAAAAUUUGCCGCUACAACAAAAAGCUUACGUCUCGUUCUGUUUACCCCUUUCCGCUGUUGUUUCCCCGGCUCUCUACCGUUUACUUUAUCAACAGUGAAACAAACGAAACUAUUGCACUCCAGUUCCGAAAUGUUUUUCACUUUUUUGGCGAGAAAAACUCAUGGAGUAAAACUUUUCACGUUGAAUGUGUGCGAAGCGGCGCUGCAAGCUGCAAUAAAAGGCGGGAAUUUUGGCGCGAAACUCGCACACCCCUGUGGCUUCUGAUUGGACGUAUCAUUUUUCUCACGCGUGAAAAAACAUCGUUCGCGAUUCUGAUUGGACGUAUCAUUUUUUUCACAUGUGAAAACCAUCGUUCGCUCCUCUGAUUGGCUAGAACUAAUUUGCGUACGAAAAUUUACGACAUAGCUUUUUGGUGAGUAUUUCUCAGUAUGUAUAUAAUAUGUAUUUGUUGGGCUUUCGUUUGUCGACUAUGAGCAUCAAACAGCCGGGAUAUAAUUUUGAGUCACAAUUAUUGAUUGUUGGGUAGCCUGCAAGCAGGCUCACUUGUGCGUGUUCGUAGAAAAUUUUGGCGGCGCGAGCCGGCAAACGUGAAAGCCGGCGAGACUACCUAAGGAGAAGAAAAGGUCGAGGAAAAGUGAACAAAAUCAAUAGACCUCGUGUAGGCUCACUUUUGCAGGCUUCGCCACCAAAAUUUUCCUCCCAAUUUGCACAAGUGAGCCUGCCAGCAGGCUGGUUGUUAGGUAGACUUUCAUUAAACCGGAAUCCAUUGUUGUAAAUCUACAUUGUCAUUUAUGUUCCAUUCUUGAUCCACUGUCAUCCACCGACAUCUGUUGUUAUCUGUUUUUGUUAUACUUGUUUUAACAUUAGACUAUUUCAGAUUCCGACAUAUGAAACAUAACCGUAAUAGACUUCUCAAUAGAAGUUUUGAUGUUUUGUGUUUAAGUCGCUUUUCUUUGCUUUGUUUUGACACCUCUGGCUUUGCUGAAGAGCCUCCUACUUUAUCAGUGAUCACCUCCUACUUAAAAAUCUAUUGAGAACCCUGCUCUUAGUUUGUGUGUUUUGUUUUCCCAAUGGAGUUUCUAGGGAGACUUUACUCUUUGUCUUUUCGUAAAAUUAUGGGUAGAUAUGCGCGUGAAUAAGACGAAAUUUGAAAGAAACAGUUCUCUAAAACAAAAACAUGCAAGUUUAAGAGGUAUAUUGUUUUCCUUGCAAAUUGAGAAUUCAUUUAUUGGUGAGACUAUUGAUUGUGACUUGAGUUUUAUUCUUAGGUGUGCGGACUACUGUGGUCAAAAGAGUACAAGGAGUUAAUAUCCGGCCAUGGAUUUUCGCAGCAUCAGCUUACAAUUUGGAAAUAUCCAGCCAUGACCAGAGUCACGGAGCUUACGGGUCAUACAUCGCGUGUUCUUCAGAUGGUCAUGUCACCUGAUGGCCAGUAUGUUGCAUCUGCUGCUGCUGACGAGACUCUGCGCCUGUGGAAAUGUUUUACUUCUCAACAAAAGAACAAGAAAGCACCGGGAAGAGGGGCAGCUAAAGAAGCUGCUUGUUUGAUGUCCUGUAUGAAGGUUCGGUGA